UUCGGGAUAGACGGACGGUGAAAUGGAUUAAUUUUAAAAGUGAACACGGCUAGUUUAAAGCAACUCCAGCGUUUGUCAAGUUUCCGCUGAUCGAAAAGCCAGGAACGCGUGGGAUCAAACUCAUCUCGCGUGUGGAAAAGUGGCGAGCUAGCCUAGCUGCUCCGGGAGGGUGUCCGAUUGGAGCGGAAGAAAUUCCAAGCAGUGGGAAGAAGGGGAGAAAAUCACUGCUGGGAUGCCUCGCGCAACUCGGAGAAAACUGUGCUUCUCAUUCCACACGGAGUCAUGACGAUAUAAACUCUAAUAAUGGACUCGCUCGACUAAUGAGACACAGCGGGGACAGUUUGGUGGUCUCGUAGCUGUUCGGGGAACGUGCCUGUUUAGCGAGCUAGCUAGCCACGUAGCUGCCUCUCUGUGGGAAGACAUUUAAAAUGGCGGAGGUUUGGCCCGUUCCUUCGGCUUUGGUCUUCAUGCUGCUGAGUUUGGGUGCCUGGGCCGGGGAGUCCUGUCCUGCCGCUUGCUCCUGUUCACAGGGACAAGAUGAGGCUUAUAUCAUGGACUGCAACAGGAGACGGCUUUCCAGCGCUCCCCAGGACCCUCCAGAUGGGACAACCCAAGUCACCCUGAACCACAAUGAGCUGACUGUUCUUCCCUUCCUUGGAGACGCUUCUUCAAACAUCACUUCACUUUCAUUAGUCCACAAUCGCAUCUCUGAGCUGUCAAUGCAUCAGCUUCAACCCUAUAUUUCCCUGGAGACCUUGGACCUCACAUCCAACUCUCUGUCCGAGCUCAAGGUUGGAUCCUUUCCAUCCAUGCAGCUGAAAUAUCUAAAUUUGAGUAACAACAAGAUCAGCAUCCUCGAGCCCGGCUGCUUUGAAAACAUCUCGAGCUCCCUGCUGGUGCUGAGGCUGAACAGGAACAGAUUAGCUGUGCUGCCGUCCAAAGUCUUCAAACUUCCACAGCUUCAGUUCCUCGAGCUGAAGCGUAACAAGAUUAAGAUAGUGGACAGCCUGACGUUCAAAGGGAUGGAUUCACUGAAGUCGCUGAAGUUGCAAAGGAAUGGCAUCACAAAACUGAUGGAUGGAGCUUUUUUUGGACUGAACAAUAUUGAAGAACUUGAGCUGGAGCACAACAACUUAACCGAGGUGAACAAAGGUUGGCUGUAUGGCCUGCGCAUGCUGCGAAUCCUGCGGGUCAGCCAGAAUGCUGUUGGCAUCAUCCGACCAGACGCCUGGGAGUUUUGCCAAAAACUGGAGGAACUAGACUUGUCCCACAAUCAUCUGACUCGACUGGAGGAAACUGCUUUCGUAGGCUUGGGCCUCCUGGAAAGUUUAAACUUGGGAGAAAACUCCAUCAGCCAUUUGGGAGAGGGAGUGUUCAGUGGCCUGGCAAGUCUGCGCUCAUUAGAUAUCCGAAAUAAUGAAAUCUCCUGGGCCAUAGAAGACUCUAUUGGUGUGUUUGAUGGGAUGAAGAAGCUGAAUACACUAAUCCUCCAGCAGAACAAAAUCAAAUCAAUCACUAAGAAAGCCUUCGAUGGCCUGGAGGAGCUGCAGCACCUGGACCUCAGCAAGAACAGCAUCAUGUCCAUUCACCCUGAGGCGUUAUCGCAUAUGAAGCUGAAAGUAUUUGUCCUGAACACGAGCAGCCUGCUGUGUGAUUGUCACAUGCAGUGGCUCGCUCCCUGGUUGACGGACAGCCAGUUCCUGCAGUCGGUUUCUGCCGUGUGUGCUCAUCCUGCAAAUCUCCUCGGUCGCAACGUGCUCUCCAUCAGCCCAGAGGAGUUUGUUUGCGAUGAUUUCCCCAAGCCCCAGAUCACAACUCACCCGGAGACAUCUGUGGCACUGCGGGGGAACAAUGUGACUCUGAGCUGCAUUGCAUCCAGCAGCAGCGACUCGCCGAUGACCACGGCUUGGCGAAAGGAUGGGGAGGUGCUGUACGACGCAGAAGUUCAAAACUAUGCCCGCUACCAGGAAGGGGAGCUCAUUUAUACCACUGUGCUCCACCUGCUCAACGUCAACUUCACUGACGAGGGCCGCUAUCAGUGUGUGGUCUCCAAUCACUUUGGCUCCAACUACUCCAACAGGGCCAAGCUUACUGUAAAUGAGCUGCCUUCCUUCCUGAAGACUCCCAUGGAUCUGACAAUCAGGACCGGGACUAUGGCCAGGUUGGAGUGUGCAGCUGAAGGCCAUCCAUCGCCACAGAUUGCUUGGCAAAAGGACGGAGGCACGGACUUCCCUGCUGCCCGGGAGCGCAGGAUGCAUGUGAUGCCGGACGAUGACAUCUUCUUCAUCGCCAACGUGAAGACAGAAGACAUGGGGGUGUACAGCUGCACGGCUCAAAACGCUGCUGGAAGCCUGUCUGCGAAUGCUACCCUGACAGUCCUGGAAACUCCAUCCUUCAUGAGGCCGCUGGAAGACAGAACAGUGGCCCGCGGUGAAACGGCUGUGCUGCAGUGUAUCGCCGGAGGGAGCCCAGCUCCUCGUCUUAAUUGGACCAAAGACGACGGACCUCUGGUCCUGACAGAGCGCCACUUCUUCGCCGCCGCCAACCAACUUCUCAUCAUAGUGGACGCCGGUCCAGCCGACGCAGGGAAAUACACGUGCAUCAUGUCGAACACUCUGGGCACGGAGCGCGGCCACAUCUACCUGAGCGUCUCCCCGUCACCCAACUGCGACACGGGCACCGGGUACGACCAGGACGGCUGGACGACCGUGGGCAUCGUGGUGAUUGUGGUGGUGUGCUGCGUGGUGGGAACCUCGCUGGUUUGGGUCAUCGUCAUCUACCACAUGCGCAGGAAGAGCGAGGACUACAGCAUCACCAACACAGAUGAGAUGAAUUUGCCGGCAGAUAUCCCCAGCUACCUGUCCUCUCAGGGGACUUUGUCAGAACCUCAAGAAGGCUACAGCAACUCUGAGGCCGGCAGCCACCAGCAGCUCAUGCCUCCGCUCUCCAAUGGAUACGUCCACAAAGGCACAGAUGGUGUGUGUUACGGAGACACGGGCAGCGAGGUGGAAACUGAAGGGAAUGGCAUGCUGCACUGCAGGGUUGGCUCUCUGUUCACCGGCCGCAGCAGCUUCCACCCUGGGGAGCCUCGUGAGGGACUAGCUGGAGUCUCCGCAGGCGGUGCAGGCUCACUGGUCAUCUGCUCCGACUGUUACGACAACGCAAACAUCUACUCUCGCACGCGAGAAUACUGCCCUUACUCCUACCUGGGCGACGACGAUCCGCUGGAAAGAAGCGUGCCGGGAGUAAAGGAGGGCUUAAAUGAGCAAGCCCACCACGGGGAUGCAGCACUGGAGAGCCUCAUUAGCAACCGAGACUCUUCGGACUUUCUUACCUCACACGACAAAAGGCUGAGCAGCCACGCUCCCCCGGAGCACUACGCUAACGAUUCCCUCAGCAGGUCGUUCUGGAGAGAGGAGGAAGACCCGUCUCCGAAACUACUUUCGGGGACUUCGCAGCUUCCAGUGACUGUAAACAGGACACCUCUGAAGUCUGCCGCCGACAGGGCAGUAGACCAGAACGAGAGAGAGGCGGACUGCUUAACCAGCCAGGAACACAGAAGUGCCUCUAACAGGACUAACUCUCAGGAGCGUCCGGCUCCCACAUAGAUCCUCCCAGUCUGGCCGUGUUUGGCCUCUGACUCUUUGUUGCUGCACCCUCCACGUCCCCAGCCUCCACCCUUCACCCGCUACCUCCAAAGAGACUCCUCAGAAUCUGCCAAAGAUGCUCUCUUGUAUGUUUACAUUCCCCUUUCACUCAAGAGGACAUGCUAACGUUUCCCACUGUGGACCGACUUGCUGCGUCAGAGCAGAGAAAUGAACCGGUGAUCAAAGUGACCUCCUCCUCGACAAGUCCUUCCUCCCUCGUCCUCCACGCCUCUUGGUUCCUGUACGGGAGAAAACUAUGAAUGUAUGCUUUAAAGAGCCAUGUCGGACGCUGCCAUGAGAGAGCGACGGGACACGGCGGCGUGUUCACGAGCUCGCUCUCCUCCAUCCCCGCUGCCGUUGGUUGACGUCGCCCCUGACGGCCCCGUCCGGUUUGGAGCCGGCGUCGCAGCAGCCUACAUGACUUGAGUAAAAGUGACGCGCACCUUCCAAUUAGACAGUCAGUCGGAGACAGGUGCGUCUGCCGCAACCAGCAGUCUUUGGUUAUUGAAAUUGGAAAGACCCUGAAACAUACCUCCCACAUUCCACAGCCAUCCUGACUGACUCCGAAAUAUGCUAUGGUCUCCUGUUAUGCAAGUCCCAGAGACAGUGACACCAGUCGUGGUGUAUAUUAUGAAUAUAUAUGAGUAUAUCCUGUAUUACCCUGAACUGAUCUUUGUUUUUCGUCCUGUAUCGAACACAGUUGUCCUUUCCAUAAUUUUAUGUCUUCGUGAUGAAGAGCAGUACGGGGAGAGGACGUACGACGUUUUUGUUUGCACAUGAGACAAUCACAGUUUUGCUGGCUAUUUUCCUUUGUUUGUUUUUUUUCCCUUGAAACUAGCAUUCUCAGUAGCCGUCAUCAGGUGGUGAAAUGACUUGUAUUCCACAUGCACUGAUAUGUUUUCCUUUUUUAACAUAUGGUACCGGCACUUAAUUUAAUGGUGGCAAACUUUCCAAUGCAGUGUGCAUGCAGAUUCACAUCAACAGAAUUUUAUCAGUUCUUUCCUCAGAAAGUUAACAAUCCUUCCGUAAAUAUUGAUUAAACCGAGGUUUUUUUUGCUUGGUACUGUGAAAAAUGAGAAUGUAUUAUUUGAUGUCUGUGUUUAUAAUAAUAGUUAUGUAUUCAAUUCCCGGUCCUGCGAGUCCACAUGCAGAGAGGUUUCAGACAUAUUAAGCUGCAGUAAUUUCAAAGCCAGUCGGUGCUCUUACUGGCCUCCAGCUUCCGUUGACCCCCGCACUGUCCAAAGGUUUGUUCACAGGUUGGUUCAAGUAAUGAGAUUAGGAUCUUGAUCAUUUGAUGCCUUCAAGCUUGAAAUACUCACACAGCUGCCAAGUUUAAACUGCACUUUCCAAAUGUCAACUGUCACUUUGAAGUGGUCCUGUGUCAUCUGGAUUUAUCUCAAGGAAAAAAAGAAAUUAACACUCAUCACUCUUUAAUUGGCUUAUUUAAUGAUGCCUUCACUUGCUCAGCAUGUUGGUAAAAUUGCACUUAGUCAUCAGCGUCUUGGUUGAACCCACGUUAAAUGAAUGCAUUUAAGUAGAACACAUCUCAGCUCAUUCAUAUUUUUAUCAAGGUAAAUGUGUGUUGUUGUUUUUUUGAUACUCAGACUGUUGUGGAGAUGUGUUCAUCCAACUGCAUGGUCAGAUCGUCGACACAUUGAAACACAGCCGCAUCAUUUCUCCCACCCCAUUAUGUCGCUGCGCGUAGAAACGGCUGUUAUAUUUAAUGUGGAACAUUUCAGCAGCGCGUCGCUCCGCCUUCACUCUAAUGACCAUGCAGUGGAUUCAACAUUUUCACUGAAACAGUUUCACCAUCAUGAAUCUCAUUCCUGCUACAUGACCGUUGUAGAAAUUGUGUGUCCUUGUUUUUGUGGAUGGGAUGUCAACACGGGUUGCCUUUCAUGCCCUUUGAUUUGGUUUCCGCUUGCUACACUGUGAGAAUUAUUACCGGCACGUUUCCUCGGCUGUCGAAGGAUCCGGCAUGUCGUAGUGACACAGAGUGUUCAAGGGUACAGAGAGGGAGAAUCAAUAAUGCUCAAAAGGUAAUCUACUUCGCGGGAAUGCGAUAAUGUGGCUCGAUACUGUGUUUUAAGGUCUAACAUGGCUGAAUGUGUGAUCUUUUUCGAAUAAUUCUGUGCGAUUGUUGAGAAUUUGAUGAAGCAGUUCCUUCGAGUCUGAGCAGCCGCGGUUUUUUUCCCCCCGACUCGUUUCUGUGUUUGCCUUUCGAUUACCAAAUCAGCACAUUCCAGGCAUACCCAUCUGAAUAUGAGAUCAACUACAAAUGUGAUCUCCAGCUGGUGUUGUUUUCAGAACUGAAGCUAAAGCCUAAACAGUCAUGUGCUAACACACUUCUCAGUUCUCUGAUAGCACACUCCUGCCGUUUCUUAUUAUUCUCCGACUGUUGGCCGAAGUCAAUUUCAUGCCCCUAUUGAGCAGUACAAAAAUUAAAACGAAAACUUGGGAGUGAUAAGUCAUCUUAAUGGAGCUACAUGUCCGUGGGGCGUCCCAUCGAUUUGUGUUCAAUACUCUCCACAAACACAAAAUAUGAUAAUGUGCAUUUGUUUGGUUUUGAUUCUCUGAAACGUCCUUUAUGACUUUAUACCAAAGUUCAGCAGUAACUGCUCUGGCAAUAUUCAAUGCUGCUUUUUGUUUUCUGUUUUUGUAUUGUUGGAAGUUUUUGCCUCCCCCCCAGUUGUGUUUUGGACUUUGUUUACCUGUACAUUCUGUAAAGCAUGUCUAAAGAGCCUUUUUGUUACAUAGCCAUUACUCGAACAUUAAACGUGAAUUCUGAUAAUUU
This is a messenger RNA of Salarias fasciatus (jewelled blenny), 6441 nucleotides long. RefSeq names its product leucine-rich repeats and immunoglobulin-like domains 2 (gene lrig2). Gene Ontology annotation, molecular function: protein binding. The transcript is spliced from 18 exons. The record is from RefSeq and is a predicted model, not a curated record. Lineage: Eukaryota; Metazoa; Chordata; Actinopteri; Blenniiformes; Blenniidae. The coding region runs from base 429 to 3608 and encodes 1059 amino acids.